GUAACGAUCAGCUGUUGUUGUUGUUGAUGGUAGCUCACGCCAGUUUGUGACAGGUUAUGGGGAUCUGCAUUUAUUUUGCUGAAGCAUUGACAGCAGUUGCUAUACUGCAUGCCUUGGAAGUCCGAGUGUGGUUAUGGCAAUUAACAGAAAUAUUAUCAACUGCACUUCCUACACGAUGGCCUACGGUCAGCUUGUUGUCAUGGACUUUCGUGGGGCUUCUAUUUUGGGCUUAUCUGUACCUGCUGUAUUACAGAAUGGUUCAGUUGCUACUGAAGAGGAUGGAAUUGAUCGAACCACAUAGGUCCCUCCUGGUGGAAACCUUUUGGAAAGCUGGAUUUCUGUGUUGUAGCGUCACAUACUUUAUUACGAAAUUCAUUCUCGACCAUGGAACCAAUGUUGACGAUUGGCUUCCUGAACUGGUUAAACAAAACAUUUUUCAUGGAAAUGAUCCCGUCACACCCUGUUCGAAGAAAUAUUUUGGCCUAUAUUGUGCGUUUUAUGUACAUGAUCUGUGGGUGACAACUUCGAGAAGAGGAUUUAAUCUAACAAGUUCAACGAAACUUUUCUUUUAUCUGUUUGUGUUGACUGCGCACUUAAUGAGGUGUGUGAAGGCUGCAUACUUGUUUGUGAUCUUAAUGAACAUUGAAGCAUUACCAGCUUGUGGUGCAGCAGCCUUUGUUCUGUUUGAUCGGCCUGUGUGGAGAGGUGCAUUUCGUAUAGCAGGAGUCGGGGUGAUAUCCCGUAUACUGUUUGCAGCUCACACCUUUGUAUGGGCGACAAACAUGUUCUUCCUGCUGCCUACCUUGUUGCUUUAUCCAGCUGUCACAACGGAGGUCAGGCAGCCGGAUGUUCUUCCUCUUAUUGCACUCAAUGCAGUCCUAUGGACGUUCUACUGUCUUAAUUUUGUGACAUCACCGACGUGCCGUCUCAUUUACCUGUACCUGCAAAGCCCGACAUCAGGUGUGAAACACAGAUCACUGUUGGACGCAGCGUUAUUUCCUCCUGAGACUGACGUGAUUAAAGAGUUGCAAAGGAUACGAGAGGAGGUACGAGCAACUCGGAACCGUAGAGCGAAAGAAGCUGCAGCUGGCAGAAGGUCAGAACACCACGGGGGCUCAGUGACAGCAUGCGAUAUCAACAGGCGAGGACUGAAACUCUACCAGACAAUUAAAUGUGUGAUGGCAGUGAAGCGCCGCCUGAAGCGGCAGAGAGAGAUGCAGCAGGCACUUGCAGAAGAUGAGUCCUCGGAGUCUCCCACCACCACAUCACCAGCUGAAAGCUCUCCCGCCGAAAGCUCUCCUGCUACCUCCACUCCAGACACGCCACUAUCACCUGAUUUCCCUGUUUCUGAUGAAACUGAUGCCUGAAUCUCUCUUCAAUUUGUGGAAUAUACUAUAACUAGUAACGCAAGUUUGACAGGCCUAUAGAAAAUGAGAGCAAAGCUUAAAAUUCAAGAUUGUUUUCUACACUUAAACUUUCAUUGUUCCUAUCAAUAAGCAAUAGACAGGUGAGAACUGAAAGCUGAAACAGGGGAGAGAAAAAAGUCUCAGUUCAUACUGGCAGUUUAUAAAAGUGAAGCAGUUGCAGGACAAAUUCAAGAUCUUAUUAAGGUAACAGAGAUGCUGUAGAAUGACAUGCAUUAGAAAUUUUGUAAGUAUGUCAGUUGUGAAGCUCAAGCAGAUCUUUUAUAACAUGUGCUUCUCAAGUGUCAGCACGCAUAGUUGAAGAAUAUUUUGCACGUGUGUCGAAACUUCCCUUUUCUUUUGUGAAUUGAUGAUGCAUUUCUUGACUUGAAAAAACUCUUCAGUCACAUAGCAAAUUACGGCCAUUUCUGGGGGUGUGUUCUUGCUAUGGACACUUUGCUUUCAUCUUCCCUUCAGAAAAAAAUAAAUAAAAAUAUUUUAAUUUCCACUUGCUUUAAACUGCUAAUAUUAAGGGUGUUCCACCAGCAGUUAAAAAUCUUAUUUUGAAGAACAACAAAAACGUAUAGCAUUAAACUACAGUUGUCAGUCGGUAAUAAUGAAUUUGAAGAACAUCACUUCCACAAGUCUGUUCUUUUAAAAAUAGUACUUUAUUAUGCACUACUAUCUAGUUUGCAGUGUUUCUCAUUCUCAAACGUGUCUACAAACAUAUCAACCACAUACCAGAUUGAAAUGUAAGUCAGAAUAUAAAAACCUCUAUGACUGCAUUGGUAGUUGAACAACAAUUGUUGUGUGACUUGUAUUUCGUUCAUAACCUUUUGGAAUAAAAUGAGAAACAGUGCUAGAUGAUAUUUAAACAUCAAAUAACAUGUUUGAAACAUGGAAAGUAGAAAACUGUUUCUUGAAAUUCCCCUCUGGUCUUAUAACAUACAGGUUGCAUUUUAUAUAGUUAUCGUGAGAGAACUGGGUUAGAAUAAAUUAAAACAAAAACUAUAGGCUAUAUCUGAAAUAGAUUUCCUUCAUGGAAUAAUGAUCUUAGAAGGGAGUGGAGGUUAACUAAAGCCAUAACUUUCAAACAAAGGUAUAAUUUAGUUUUGAAAGCCAAGGGAUGAAAUCUGGCAGAAAUUAAAGGAUUCCCACCACCAAUUUAAGCAUUAUUUCAUGAUGUGUUGAUACGAUAUAGGUUAACUUCCCAGAAAGAAACUACAUUAAUGCACAGAUUAGAUUGGCGAUUGUAUUGUAGAUUGUAAACAGGUCCAAGCAAUUUGGCACAGUCUAAUGCACUUGUCUUCAUUUUGGAGGAACUAGGUUUCUGUUCUCAUUUGAUAAUCAAAGUUAACCUUCCAAUGGUUUUGCUAAAUUGAUUAAUAAGAAUGCUGUGAGUGUCAGUAGGAGAAGGAUGAGUCUGAUUUUUCUUUCCCAUCUUUGUACCCUUUUCUGAUUUAAACUGAUGCUGCAUCUCUGAACACCAUAUCAGUGAGGUGCUAAUCUUACUUCAUUGCAAAUUCCAGAAUACAAAUUAUGAGCUGCAGCCAGUUAUAGACAAGAAAUGUAACUCCAGAAGUAUUUUACAGUGAGCUAACAGGGAUGGAAAUAUAUAGAAAAAGGCAUACAUUAAAUUUUUAUGUGCAUGAAUUGCAGCCAGCUGUGCUGCAUCCCAUGGUCUACUGGACCGAAUCACAGAGGUAUUUUUAGUUCUUCAUCACCCCCCACCCCAAGUCUUUCCCUUUUCAUUGUCAUGCCCUGGGGGCACCAAAUUAGAUGGAAAAAACAUUUGCUCUCAUCCUAAUUGUUGGAGCCGUUUUAUCAUUUCCUGAAAGUGAUGUAGGAAAAAAAUGUUCUACUGUUCUGUGUUUUCUUAGCUUUUCUAUAAUUUUUCUGUUUCUGAAACUACUAAAAGCAGAUAGUUCUUCUUGGUGUAAUUUUUAACCUUUGUUUUGAAUAUCAUGUUCUUUAAAUAAGAUUGAGGCUGGCUGAAGUUACAUAAUUUAGAAAUUAUGGUAGGUAGUGUUUUCUUUUAUUCAUAUCUAUGAGGGUAAGUCAUGAGUAUCUACAGUCAAUUUUUAUAAUUUAUUACAACAAGAAUACAAAAUGUUUAUUGAUAUCAUUUUUCAACAGUCAUCAUCCUGCUUUUCAGUGCACUUAGUCCAUCAUUGCACAAGCUUUGUGAUACCCUCUGAAAAAAGGUAUUUGAUUGCACAAUAAGCCAUGUAUGCACUGUUUCUUUUGCCUGUUUACUGGAGCUGAAUCGGUGGCCACUUAAAGCAUCUUUAAGUAGACCAUUCAUUUCAGAAAGGUUUCAUCUUCAUUAGCAUGAUGGUGCCGACAGAUUUUCAUGUAGUUACACUUGUGCUCUUUAUAGAGUUUUUUUUUUUUUUUCUUUUUUUUUUCUUUUUAACACAUCUUGCACCGAUUUUGUGAAAGUUGGGCACAUUAUGUACGAUUUUGUGUGCUGUAACUAAUCUGUAUAUGGUUUGCCACAUGAUGAGCAGUCAUUUGAUGGGCUGAUUCAAUAUUGUCACAGUUGUGGCUGUAGCUGGACAACUCACUCUUUCUUCGUCCUUCACACUCAUCCAACCACUUUCGAACAAAUCAUUGUCCCCAUCUUAUGCUGACAAUCUUCUAUGAAUUGCCACUGCUGGUACACCUUCAGACCACAAAAAACAGACGGAACACUGUUCUUCUACGGUGCAAACAGAGCGGCACAGACUUCUUUAUAUUGCAACAGUACAAAGCAGAUGAUGUAAUGAUGCUGCAACCUACCACAGGUGAAGACAAUGGUGCAGUGUAGUGGCUGGUGAGCACACAAAGCCAUAGAGGCUGCCUAAAGAUAAUUGGAGCAGAAGUGCAGAUACUUACUGACUUAGCUUCAUAGUUCAGCAAAUAAAACAAAGUACUGCAUACUGUGUGACACCAGUACUGAUAUGUUGACACGCUGGACAGUUGUUAUGAAAUUAAAAUCAAUGUUUACAUACAAGGUUCAUACUAAUAGUACGUGUACCAUUGAAUAAUUAAUGCUGCUACUGUACGUUUGUCCACGUAAAACAGUAUUUGUGGUUUGAAAAAACAAAGAUUGUAAAAUGCCACAUGUCAGUAGCCUUUAGUAUAUGUGUUGUAUAGCAACGCAUGAUUUUAUGUCAAUUAUCUGACUUAAUCUGCAGCCGAAAUCUUAGAUUCCUACAAAAAUUUUGUUCAGUUUUCUGCCUUUGCUUGAUUAUAUGAUGAUAGUAAGUGAUAGGGUACAUUUUCAUAUCCUAUUCCCUCCCUCUUAUGCAACAACUGUAAUAAAGAAAGUGGUUUGUUGUUCUUAUAGUUGAAUUUCAGUGAAAACUGGUACCAUAUUGGAGAGUAGAAAUUCUUGUUAUUUGUUGAACAGAAAGCAACAGGGUUUGUGGCACAGCAGGAGUGGGAUGGAGGAUAAUAGUCGGCAUCUUGUCUCUUGCAUAUCAAGUGUGUAUCUGUAAGGGUUUCAAAGUAAAGUAAAGAUUGAAACCAGUUAAGGUCCUUUUGCAACAUGUACAUAUCUUAAGCACACUUUUUUGUGCAAAUUCAAGGGGUUCAUAUUUUCUUGUACUUAAUGUUGUUGGUAUGUGUGAAAUUUUUAAACAGAAAUAAAUGUUAAUAAUACGCUUAUCUGUGAUAUCAGGACUGUUGCAAUGUAUAGCAUAAACAUACAUAAAGCUUUGCAGCAAGUUGUGCAGAUCUAUGUAUAUAUCUAUUUAUUUGCUAAGAACAUUGAAUUGUUCUUUCAGAGACUUAACAGAUGUUUGUGAUUUAAAAUGUGUAUGACUCUUUGUUCUAUUUAUUUUUGUUGCUGUAAAAAUAAAUGUUAGCCUAAAUGACUUUACCUGGAAAUACAGUGUAUUUCAAUAUUUAGAUUAUAAUAAAUACCAUCUCAUGUGUAGGUUAUAUCAGCACAUGCAUUGCAGAACUUUUUGCGUUGAACCACAACCUUCUUACCAAUUCCACUAUAACUUCCCACUGCUUACUGUUUUUGUUCAGCAGUUGCACUUGCAUUGAAGGUAAAUGAACAUCACAUUGUGCAAUUGUUUUCUAACCUGUGACAGUAUAUACCUCAGUUCCCUGCACAGAGCUCAAGAUAAGUGGCUGUUGGAUUUUAAAAUUACUGAUGUCUCCCACAUCCACUGUGAUUUAUUCAGCACUUGGUGUUUAAUGGAAAGAGUAUUCAGGAAGUAAGUUCUAUUUGAAAUUUGAUGUAUUGCAAUUGAAUGCAGUUACACCAGUAAUGGGCCUCUUAUUGCACUACUGGUAGAUUGUUAAUAAUAAAUUACACUGUCACCUGGAAUAUGGCCAGUCUGCAGUGCAGUGAAACUAUUGUCUUUGGCCCUGUAUUGUCUAGGAGAUUGGUUGCAUCCACUGCUUUCACUUCCAUUAAUAGUCAACUGCACCCAGUUUCCUGUAAGUGCACAAAUAAGUGGUAGUGAAGUGGCAAGCUACUACAAAUUACUUUAGCCAGGAGUCGUUGUUUGCAAUUAAUUGAGAAUUUAAUGUAACAAAUUCCAUCAACACUCUUCACUGUUAGCCUAAAGUGCUAUUAACAGCAAAGUACUGCACCAGAUAUGCUUGAAACUAUUAAAGUCAGUAAUCUGACUCGUGAGCCCACUCACUACACUACACAUAACACUUCAGAAUUUCUAUGUUCUGAACACUGAGUUACAAGUAAAUGUUGGUACUUGCGAAAUUUUUAAAUAGAAAAAUUUUUUUUAGCAAUAUACUUAUUUGUGAUAUCAGGACAAUUGAAAUACAUAGCAGAAACAGACAGAAAGCUUCGCAGCAUGUUGUGCAAACAUAUAUAUGUAUAUUUACUUGUUAAAACAUUGAAUUAUUCUUUCAAAGGCUGUGAUAUGUUUUGUAUAACAGUACUGACUUAAUAGAAGUUUGUUAUUUAAAAUAUGUAUGACUCUUUGUUCCAUUUACUAAUGUUGUUGUGAAAAUGAAUGUUAGCCUGACCGAUUUUACUUGGAAUGACACCGGAACAGUGGCAAAUGAAGUUCUGACUGUAGAUAAUCCAAGUUAUGUAUGAACCACCAGCUGCAAGUAAAUAGUGUCCUGACUAUCUGUCAAACCACAAAUGAAUUCAAAUGCUAACUGUGGCUAAUUCACAAAAGUUCAAACACUCAAACAGCAUCCACAACUGGAAAUAUUACAAAUUCCUAGAAAUGCACUCAAAAAAAUUGGCAAAGUCCACAAAACCACCAAAGAAAGUAGUUCGAACUGUGACUCAAACAAAACUCUUUUUCACAAAUGCUGAAAUAUUCAGCACAUCAUCCACUUCAAAAAUAUCCAUUGUGUUCUCUGUGCCUCACAUGGUUGCCAAAUACAAGCAGAUCAGUAAAGCUUGUUUGACAUGGAGUAAGAUUUGUUGCAAGUUUACUUGAAAACACAAGUGACUGCUCCCAAGUAGGUGCCAUUGUCCACUACAGUGGAUCCUCACUUAACCGAAUUUCAAGACACUGAAAUAUAGCCAGUUUGGUUUAAUGAAGUUUGAACUAGUGACAUUAUUAUUUAU
This is a messenger RNA of Schistocerca cancellata (South American locust), 6951 nucleotides long. RefSeq lists its product as uncharacterized. NCBI's taxonomy places the organism in Eukaryota, Metazoa, Arthropoda, Insecta, Orthoptera, Acrididae. The record is from RefSeq and is a predicted model, not a curated record. Bases 57 to 1367 code for a protein of 436 amino acids. The transcript has 7 exons.